Messenger RNA from Cryptomeria japonica (Japanese cedar), 923 nucleotides. RefSeq names its product embryo-specific protein ATS3A. Gene Ontology annotation, molecular function: protein binding. The record is from RefSeq and is a predicted model, not a curated record. NCBI's taxonomy places the organism in Eukaryota, Viridiplantae, Streptophyta, Pinopsida, Cupressales, Cupressaceae. The transcript is spliced from 2 exons. Bases 190 to 750 code for a protein of 186 amino acids.
CUUUGUCUGAGAUUAAUCAAAGAUGCUAUCCAGCAUAUCAAGAUUAAGAUCUAUAUGCUAACUAUAACCUUUAGUCCAUAUAUAUCCAUUGCUAUAACCUUUAGUCUAUAUAUAUGCUUGCCAUAACCUGUAGUUCAUAUAUGUGCAUUGCAGAACUCACUCAUUGAUUGUGAUAUUUCUAGAUCGUCAAUGUCUCCUUGCAACUCACAAGUUAGCACCAUGUCGGCUUUGAUUCUCCUCCUGUUUGUGACACCUAUCUUAGCUACUAGACCCCCAGCAACCAUGCUACCAGGCCAGCAAAAGGGGAAUUGUACAUAUGCAGUAGAGAUCGAAACAACUUGUGCACCCUCUGCAGCAACAGCUGAUCAUGUGGGUGUGAGGUUUGGAGAUUCAGAGGGAAACCAUGUUGUUGCCAAGAAUUUGAAGCAUCCAGAACCCAUUUGGAAUCCUAGAAUGGGCAGGGAAAACAAGGAUAAGCAGUGGAACAACUAUCAGCCUUUUGAUAAAUGUGCAAUUGAUAGGUUUGAGGUAGAAGGGCCAUGCAUGCAAAGGGGCAUCUGCUAUCUUUACCUCAAGAGGGUUGGGGCUGAUGAAUGGAGGCCUGGGUGGGCCAAGGUGCUCCAUAAGAAGUCUGAUGGCGUUGUUUCCCCAGUCUCUGAUACAUUCUAUUUCAGAAUGUUUCUGCCUAGCAAUGUGUGGUUUGGCUUUGACUACUGUGACGAGAAUCCACCCCACCCUCCUAUGAACUAGAAGUAAAAUAGCUUGGAACUUUUAAGGAUUAUAACUAUCUAAGGAUAUGUCUGAAGUGGAAAUAUGUGUAUCAUUAUCAACUAAUGUAAAGACUAGAAACGGUCCAGUGCACAUGUAAUGUGUACUCUAAGUUAUGGAAUAAGAAAUAUACUUGAAUGUAUAUAUUAUAAUAA